GGAAUACUUCACGGAUUGUUACCGGUAAACAAUUAUGCUAGGUAUUAUUUCGAUCAAAAAUUUACCUAUCAUGAAAUAAUGUGUUAACUAUAAAAUCGUAUCGCUACCAUCAUUUGGAUCCUACCAACCAAUUUUGCCGAAAGCACUAUUUCCGCAACUUUCGCUAUACCUAUUGGGAAAAUGAUGAUUCAGUAUUGUGUUCCUUUGGAAAUCGGGUGAAAAAAUCAGUUGCACCUGAGAAGUGUAUUUUUGGUUUCCGAAUAGGAUCAUAGGAUGAUCUCUGAGUAUAUACGAGAGGACACUGUUAAAGAUUCCUUUGGAGAUUGUGCUAUUUUGUUCUUUUCAUUCCUUUUCGAAUAUACCCACAAAACCGCACUUUUUUACGGAUUCUGUGAUUUUGAAGGAAUUUCACAAAAUAAUACGACAACUACAGUCACAACUCCAAGUCAGGAUAACCAGCCCAAUUCUUCAUAUAGAGCUCUAG
Suhomyces tanzawaensis NRRL Y-17324 is the source of this 484-nucleotide messenger RNA. RefSeq lists its product as uncharacterized. The annotation marks the transcript as partial. NCBI's taxonomy places the organism in Eukaryota, Fungi, Ascomycota, Pichiomycetes, Serinales, Debaryomycetaceae. The transcript has a single exon. The record is from RefSeq and is a predicted model, not a curated record.